AUGAGAUUUCCGAAUGUGGGUUUGGCUGAGCUAUCUAAAAGUAUUAUCAAAAUUCGGGGCCCCGAUGCCACCAAGUUUUUGAAUGGACUAGUAACAUCUAGGCUACUUCCAAACGUUGUUAAGAAAAAACAACAUACAAUAAGUGAAUCGGAAAAUAGACAUUCAAACCUUUCAGAGAUUAUUGAUGUUUCUCAAAACUAUGGAUUAAUGCAUGAAGAUAUUUAUGAUCCCGAUUAUAACAUAACUAUUAGCAGAGAUGGGGUUAAUUCAAUGAUUUUGAAUUCAAAGGGACGAGUAGUAACAGAUUGCUUUUUAUAUCCUGACCCCUUUCAUAACGUGGAUGGGACUUUCCAAGAGAGCAUAAAUGAGCCAGGAUAUUUAUUAGAAGUAGAUAAACUGAUACUGCAACAAUUGAUGAUGAUACUAAAGUUACAUAAAUUAAGUGCUAAAGUCGAUAUAAUCCCUGAUAAAAAGCUUCAUUCCUAUUACUAUUAUGAUGACACUUCAACGUUUGAUGCAUGGUUGGAAAAUAUUCAAUCCAAAUAUUUCAAAAGCCUCGACCCAACAGCUGCUCUACAGAAUGCCAAUUCUUUUAUCAAGGACAAUGUCUUUUUCAACCAAAAAAUAGCUAAGAAUAUAUUGGGGUUUGCCAUUGACAAUAGAAUUCCAAACUUUGGUAUAAAGUUCAUUUCGAACAAGCCAAUAUCAACUACUGGUGAGAAUGAUAGCCACAACGUUGUGAUCCCAGUAGAGUCGGUCUUUUCUGAGUCAUUUAGCGAGGAAUUUGACACAACUACUAUUGAUGAAAGCAGUGUAGUUAGAAGACGAUUUCAGAAUGGAUUAUUUGAAAUUCAGGAUGCACCAAAGGGCAGUUCUUUGUUGCCCUUUGAAUGUAAUCUAGAUUAUAUCAAUGGUUUGUCCUUGGACAAAGGGUGCUAUGUUGGCCAAGAAUUGACUAUACGUACAUUUAAUAAUGGUGUUAUCAGAAAAAGAAUAUUCCCAGUGCAGUUUUUCCAACUAACAGAGUAUAAUCUUAGCUACUUACAGGGUCACCCUAUUGAUUUAAAUAUGUUGGAUCCAGUGAUAGAAAGAAUGAGUAAUAUUCCAAGUUCGUCGUUAGGGAAAUUGGAAAUCACACCACUCGACGAUUCAGAGUCUCAACAGAAACAAGCGUCUACUAAUGAAAGCUCCUUUGCAUCGUCACCGUUUGGGUCUUCCAAGGUUGUAAGGAAAAGAAAAACCUCACUUGGGAAGAUAAUUUCAGUUCAAGAUAAUCUUGGGUUAGUGAUGUUUGCAGUGUCUGAUGUGGAAAAGUGUCAAAUUUAUAAACUAGAACUACCUUCAUUUGAAGGCGGAACUCAAUUCAUUGGUGUGAAAGUCGAUAUUCCUGAUUGGUGGCCGAUAAGUUAG
Messenger RNA from Candida dubliniensis CD36, 1410 nucleotides. RefSeq lists its product as uncharacterized. The coding region runs from base 1 to 1410 and encodes 469 amino acids. The record is from RefSeq and is a predicted model, not a curated record. Gene Ontology annotation, molecular function: protein binding. Lineage: Eukaryota; Fungi; Ascomycota; Pichiomycetes; Serinales; Debaryomycetaceae. The transcript has a single exon. Gene Ontology annotation, cellular component: mitochondrial matrix.